Molecule: messenger RNA, 171 nt
Organism: Paecilomyces variotii
Lineage: Eukaryota; Fungi; Ascomycota; Eurotiomycetes; Eurotiales; Thermoascaceae
Exons: 1
Source: RefSeq, a predicted model, not a curated record
GUCACAGGCAUUCUCGACUGGGAAUAUGCGGGAUGGUAUCCGGAUUAUUGGGAGUAUGCACAGAUUCUGAGUCCUGUUUUCUGGGGUGAUUGGUCAAUAUGGAUAGAUCGGACUACACCGCAGAGAUGGGAUCUUAGUGGGAUUAAUGCUGCCAGGAAAAUUUUGUUUUAA